Mytilus trossulus (common blue mussel) is the source of this 1231-nucleotide messenger RNA. RefSeq lists its product as uncharacterized. The record is from RefSeq and is a predicted model, not a curated record. The coding region runs from base 80 to 1177 and encodes 365 amino acids. The transcript is spliced from 5 exons. Gene Ontology annotation, molecular function: protein binding. Lineage: Eukaryota; Metazoa; Mollusca; Bivalvia; Mytilida; Mytilidae.
GAUUAUAGUACACUGGCAACGUCUUGCAAACUCAAAGGCAGUGUAUAAUUUGUGUUUGCUUCUUCUCAGACAUAUAGUAAUGGAUUUCCUACUGGAUCAAGUCCAUCGUUUCUUGACUAGAAUUGGACACAGAACAGAUCUUGGUAAUACUACACUGUCGACUAUACUCGAUGCAUCCUACUCAGACUUUAAUCUGGAAUCGAAGCUAACAGCAGACGACUACAUCGAAUAUACGGCGACAGCGUUAGGACUAUCAACAGCUGCUUUCAUGACUGUACUGUGUUUUAGAUAUAUUUUGGACAAGUUGCCGAAAGCCAACAUUCCAGAAAUUGAAGACGAGCCGACUGAAGAAAAAAAUACAGAUCAAAAUCUUUCAAUGAUACAAGAACCAAAACCUGAACGGCCAACACUUAAAGUAAUAAAGAUUUUAAAUCUGUCGGGCAACGAACUUAGAAAUUUUGAGAAUGAAGCUGAACUUACAAGUUUUUACUGUUGGCGUGAGAGUUUACCUCCUCCACUGGUCCCAGACGAGAUAGAGUCUGAUGGCUCCGGUGAAAUAGAGGAAGAACCAGAAGAGCCGACAAAUUAUACAAGAAACCAUGAACCGAUUAACUAUACAAGAAACGAAGAUACGACAAACUAUACAAGAAACGAUGAACCGACAAACUACACAAGAAGCGAAGAACCCACAAACUAUACAAGAAGUGAUGUUGUUCAAGAUGAUCCUACUUUUGACAAACUUUACCGUCAACAUUCUUAUUUACCUCCAUUCGUUAAAAAUCAUGCUGCUAUAGAAAGAUACACCGAAACAUUGCUUGCUGGGCUUGAAAGAGAUAAAGAUAAUCUGGCAAUUCAAUAUACACCAGACUCGUUAACAUUCAACAAGUUGACACGGCUGUUACAUAAUGAUGUGGUACCAUUUGACAUUUCACCAGAGAGCGUUACAGAAGUUGUUGUCAGAAAUAAACGUCUUGGAAACGAGGAAUUGUUGGAUAUUCUUUGCAGAAUUUAUGAUCUGUGCAUAUCAAAUAAGAUAGCAGAAUGGUCUCUGCAUUACAGAAAAAGCGUCCAACCAUACUUCAGAAACAGACAUUACAGAAAACAAUUUCAAACUCGCCCCGUCAAUGAUCUGCUUCAAGACAUCCAGAAUUAUUACAGCAACCAAAAUCAAAGUUAGUAGAAAUCUACAGCUUCCGUAGAGCAAGAUGGCUGAUGGACUUAAUUUUCGCAA